This is a messenger RNA of Cylindrotheca closterium, 516 nucleotides long. Lineage: Eukaryota; Bacillariophyta; Bacillariophyceae; Bacillariales; Bacillariaceae. The record is from the annotation of a GenBank genome assembly.
AUGCAAAAGAAAGGAAUGUCCUACCUGAAUGACCCAACUGCGCUUGUCUUCACCGGGACGAUGCGUGCAAACGUCAAUGGGAUCAUUGAUAAGUCAUAUGACGUGGGGUUCAUCAGAACCAACUUUCUCGAAUCCUUGACAGCCCGAAACCCAAAUAUAAAUGCUUCAGCUAUCAAAGUCGUCGCAUUCCGAAAGGAUGAAGAUACCGUUGAUGAAGCAUUUCCCCUGGAUCGAUCUUCUGCUGAUGUGCCAGAGUGGCGUUUCUCUGCCGCUCCAUCUACGCCCGCCAGUAUCUCCAAGGAGGUCCAAGCGGUGUUGUUGGCACUCAAGGAACACGGCAGAGUUGGGCUAAUUAGGUCGGCGUGUAUGAACCUCCUACCGUGCACGGGCAUGGAUCUUUUGGUUUCGUCUUGCAGGCUGAAUAUCGUGGAUCAAGGGUUGCAGUCAAGCGAGCUCUUCCGCCAUCAAAAGGGGGCUCUGGUAGUGCCGAGAGUGCCCAGUUUGGGUCACCGUUGA